UCGCCCCACCAGAGACGCUCACACCUCGCCACGACCAAGGUGUCGCACCGCACUCGGGUUAGUAUAUCGCCCCGCUCAUUGUACUUUUUGGGGUUAUUGGUGGCCUCCUGUGAUUCUUCCUGCCGGGCAGUACCUCGAGGACGCCACUAGAACUACCGACCCGGGUGCUGACGCUGCUGUGUGAUGUCUGACGGAGAAGACGAAAAGCAAACAAAAAUGGGUGAAGGUGAAGAAGAAAAUGUUGUCAGGGUCCGUGGUCUGCCCUGGUCAGCGACGGUGGAGGAUGUGGUCAAAUUCUUUGAUGGAGUAAGUAUAAAGAAUGGCCGGGAAGGUGUUCACCUUACACUAUCUCGGGAAGGCAGACCUAGUGGUGAAGCAUAUGUAGAAGUUUCCACUGAAGAGGAUGUAGCCCUAGCUGAAAAAAAACACAACCAACACAUGGGCCGAAGAUACAUUGAAGUAUUUAAAGCUAAAAAGUCAGAAAUGGAGUGGGUUGUUAAAAGGGCUGGAUUUGGAGCAUCUGGUGGUGAAGAUGAUGGCUGUGUUCGACUUCGUGGUUUACCAUUUGGGUGCUCAAAAGAAGAGAUUGCACAGUUCUUUUCUGGGUUGGAGAUAGUUCCGAACGGGAUAGCUCUGCCUACCGACUACCAGGGGCGGCAUACGGGGGAGGCAUACGUUCAAUUUAUAAACAAAGAGGUCGCUGAAAAGUCCCUUGAGAAGCAUAAGGAAAAAAUAGCGCACAGAUACAUAGAGAUCUUCCGUAGCAACCUAGGAGAAGUUCGUGCUGCCAUGAGUCCAAAACUGCGUGGACCAGGUGGUCCCAUGGGAGGGUACAACAAUAGGCCCACACCAUACGAUUCACGGGAUCGAUUUGGAGGCUUGAAUCGCUACAGUUUGGGAGGCCGUGGCCGAACUCAUUUUGCCUCUGAAGGUGGUUACAACGAUUAUGACGAUGGCCCCGGCUGGGGUGGCUCUGGUGGCUACAAUGAUGGGCCAAGCAGCUGGCUCAGUAGCCGUGGACGGGGUGGUGGUCCAGGUGGUCUAAAGGGUAACUUUGGUGGUGGUCGUGGAGGAAGUUGGAACAAUGGAACAGGACAUUGUGUUCACAUGCGGGGUCUUCCGUUCCGGGCAACAGAGAUGGAUAUAGCAGAUUUCUUCAGACCUCUAAAUCCUGUCAACAUUAACAUCAUCAUGGACAGCUCCAAUCGUCCUUCUGGUGAGGCAGACAUUGAAUUUGCUACACACGAUGAUGCUGUAAAAGCCAUGUCUAAGGAUAAAGCAAACAUGCAACACCGUUACAUCGAGCUCUUCCUGAACUCCACCCCAGGUGGAAAUAUGGGUGGACCUGGAGGGCCCAUGGGAGGCCCAGUGGGUCCUAUGGGUGGACCAGGCUCUGGUAACUUUGGAGGUGGCGGAAACUUCAGCGGAGGCAGCAUGGGCGGCGGGUUUGGUGGGGGCUAUGGGGGGGGCGGCCGAAUGGGGGGAGGUGGUAGUGGAUAUGGUGGUGGAAUGGGCGGCGGCGGCGGCGGUGGAGGUGGUGGCGGUGGCGGUGGCUACAGCAACCUAGAUGAUGGACUUGGUAGUGGAAUUGGGGGAGGAGGAGGAAUGGGUAGCGGUAUGGGUGGAGGCAGUGGUAUGGGUGGAGGUAGUGGUAUGGGUGGUGGUGGAAUGGGUGGCGGUGGCAUGGGUGGGGGUGGAUUGGGCAGUGGAGGAUUGGGUGGUGGUGGAGGCGGUGGAGGCAUGGGUGGUGGAUUAGGAAGUGGACUAGGAGGUAUGGGAAGCAGCCUAAGUGGGGGUUUGGGGAGUAGCCUUUCAGGAAGUCUGAGUAGGGGUAUGGGCAGUGGUUUAGGAAGUGGUUUGGGUAGUGGUUUGGGAAGUGGUUUGGGAAGUGGUAGUGGGGGAAUGGGCGGUGGCAGUGGAGGAAUGGGUGGCGGCAGUGGGGGGAUGGGGGGCGGUGGUGGUGGAGGCAGCAGUAACUUCAGUAGCGGCUUCAACAAUGGCUUCAACUCUAACAAUGGUUUUGGCCCUGGUGACCAGAUGUCUGGAAGCAACUACAACAGCUUCUGUUGAAUCCUUGAAUCUCCUGAAUGAUGAACAUUUGAGGGAAUGCUGAUUAAAGUUUUUCUUGAACUUUUGAAUAGACGGUAAAAGAAGUUUUCAUGUUUGGUUUUAUAAUUUUGCUAAUUAAUUUAUAUUGUGUCAUUACUUUGUGUAAGAGAUGACUGUUAGGAAGAAUGGCUUGCAUGGUUUAGAGGUGGUAUGCAUUACUUUGAAUGCAGUUUGUAUCAUUUUGGCCCCAUGUGAAUUAUGUAGCACAGGUUACCUAGUUUUCUGGUGUGUCCCUGUCAUGAAGUAGAAAGAUGUUCACUGGUACCUGUCCUGCUGUGAGCUAGAACUAUAUAUAAAUAUAUUUUCUUGAUAUUAUUUGGUGUGACAUUCCAUUUGAAACAAAGUUGGAUGCUUAAUACCUUAAAUUGUGACAGUGGGACAAUUACAAAUGUAAUUUUAGACUGUAUUCUUAAGAUGUCAAUAAAGUGACAAGUUUCA
Messenger RNA from Cherax quadricarinatus, 2547 nucleotides. RefSeq names its product heterogeneous nuclear ribonucleoprotein H2. Gene Ontology annotation, molecular function: RNA binding. Gene Ontology annotation, cellular component: ribonucleoprotein complex. NCBI's taxonomy places the organism in Eukaryota, Metazoa, Arthropoda, Malacostraca, Decapoda, Parastacidae. The record is from RefSeq and is a predicted model, not a curated record.